This is a messenger RNA of Podarcis lilfordi (Lilford's wall lizard), 12382 nucleotides long. NCBI's taxonomy places the organism in Eukaryota, Metazoa, Chordata, Lepidosauria, Squamata, Lacertidae. The record is from the annotation of a GenBank genome assembly.
GGCCUCUCUGUUAGUUCCUGUUUACUUUAGACAGGAGUGGCUGAGUCUACGGUUAACCUUGACAUAGAGAGAGAGGGAGAGAGAGAGGGAGAGAGAGAGGGAGAGAAAGGGGCGCAGCACGAACAGGUAUGUUGCACCUCAGCACACCUGAGAUGUGAGAGCCACUUUGCUGCUGGCUGCCGGACCCAAGGCUGCUUGUUUUGCCACGGAGACCUGCCUCACUGUCAGGACCUCGUCUCAUCCCUUCUUCAUGUUGGUCUUUUCCCAUAACGGCUGAACUUGCUACUCGCUGAGAGACGAAGUUCAGGAGUCCAAGAGAGCAGGUAUGUUUGUAAUGGCACUGGGUGGGGGUGGGGGGUGAAGGCAGAGGGAAACUUGAACGGCUCGCUGGGACAUUGCGCCUCCACAAAUGUUUAAUUGAUUGCCGCAACAGAUGGAAAACCAGUGUAUUGCAGUGGACGGGGUGCCGAGUCUUGAUCUGGGAGGCACAGGUUUCUCAUCAUUGCUAGCUCCUCAACUUCACUGGGUGGUAUUGGACAAUACAGUUUUUUCCAGCCUAAUCUACUAUGCAGGGUUGUUGUAAAGAAAACCUGAGAUAAGGACAACAUAACACCUGUAUCUUGCCUUUGAGAUAAGAUGAGGAAACAAAAUAUAUGACAAAAAUGUACACACACAAACAUGCAACAUUAAACACUACUCAUCACCGUGUACAUAAUUUAAACAUAAAAGCGAAUCGCCUAUGAUUUAAUUAAUUUCACAUCUUAGAAACACAUCUUACCAUUUCCAUCUUUCUAAAAGUUCAUCUGCACACUGGCCAUUGACUCCUUUCCCCAUGCUGCUUUUAUAUACUAAUUUCACAAUAACACAGUGUUUAUCCCUGUUCCUUUAAACUCUUUAAAAAAUUUUUAAAAUCACUCACAAUAGCUUUCAGAAGAGAAACUGACAAUUUAAUAAUCUACCAUGCAAGGUUGUUGUGAGGGUGGGACCUUUAAGGUGCGUUUGAGAUAAAAUGGGAAAACAAAAAUCAACUACGUAAUGGCCUUUUGAAUAUAUUCCACAUCAGCAAACCCGGAUUAACCCCUGAAGGUAUACUUGAUAGGAAGGUACUGUACAGCCAAUCCUGACUCCUUAUUAUUUAUAUCAGAUGUGCUGGCAUACACAAUUCCCCUCCCCACUUGUACUUACUCUAUGCUUUGCAGUAUAUUUAUAUUAGGUAUACACCUUUAAAAUGUGAAGAGGUAAAUGGCCCCAAGAUCCUUCCCAUGCAGUGGUUUUUUUUGGGGGGGGGGUUGCACAUUAAAAGCACAGUUGCUGCCCAUAUGAUUUGUGAUAGAAAUAGCACAUUUCUUCACCAUUCAAAGUGCACUCUUUACUGGGGGAAAUGCAAUUUCCCCUACAGCUCAUGCAUCCCUUGGUUCUACAACAAUUGUGUGAGUCCUGCAGGGUCCAAUAGGAUGUUGUUACCUGUGACACUAGUGGCAAUGAGCACUUCAGCUGCUUCUCCCCUGUCCCAAAUGCCUGUACUAAUUUGUGAAUGUUUUUAGAAAAACACUGGCUGGAUCUAGACACAUGAAAGAAGCAUUGCAGUUAAAUGCGUUGCAAACUUUGUAUGAGAAAUCGGGUUAGCAAAAACGGGACUCCACAGCGCAAUCUGGUGUCACAGUGUUAGAAUGCCUAACAACACGUAUAAAGCACUUUUUCUUUGCCAAUGUAGCUGAGUCUACCGUUUCAUGUGGGGGGGGGGUUUAAUGUAUGCAAUGCUUUUAAAGUUGAAUACUCUCAUCUCUUAUAAGUCCUUGGCACAGUAGUAUACAAGCAAAAGGAAAGCUGGCGUUUCUUAUGCCUGCAGGUUUUUAUUUUAUUUUAUAACAAUAUUGUCCAUAUCAAAACACCCCUCCCUCGUUUUAAUCCAGAGUUACUGUUUCAAUGAGAUUUUUUAAUGUACUGGGUUUUCCACAGAAAUCAUAAGGUUUUCUCUCCCCUCCUGUCAUUAUAUCUUCACAACAACCCUGCAAAGUAGCUUAGGCAGAGACAUUGUGACAGGCCUAAGAUCAUCCAGUGAGCUUCAUGGCUGAAUGAGAAUUUGAAGCCUGGUCUCUCCAGGCCCUAGUCCAAGCACUCUAACCACUGCACCAUGUUGGCUCUCAUUGAUGAGGUUGGCAUUUUGAUGCAGGUGACACAGUGAAAGACGUAGGCGCCUGUGCCGCACCAAGCCCACAAUAAACCAACACGCGGAAAUACCCAAAGGGCAGUUCCAAGGCUGUCUAACUGUCAAACCUCUCCUUACCAAAGAAUCGUAGGAACUGUAUUUUUGCAAGAAAUACUAGGGCUUAUAAACAGCAAAUUCAUGCCAUAUGGCAUGCAUAAAACUACAAUUUGCAUACUACAGGGAAGGCGAAGGCAGCUAUGCUGCUAAACCCAUUUCAAACAAGUUUUGAGCCACUUUGAAAUUUGUAAUGUAAAUCUGCCCAAAGGCAGGUGGUGUGUGCAAAAGAAGGACCCCUCCCACCCACUCCUAUUCAGCAAGCCAUUUCUGGGAGAACUGGGAGGGUGGUGGAGGGGGUGCUUGACUCUCCAGCCCAGCCUUCUCCAGCCUGAUGGCUUCUAUAUGUUGUUUGACUCCAAAUCCCAGAAGCCCCAUUCAGCAUGGCCAAGGAUGAUGGGAGCUUUAGUCCAGCAACUUCUGGAGGGUAUCUGGUUGAAAAAACCUGUGCUAGCCCCUUUCUCCUCUUCAGAGGGACCUGUCAGUAAACAGAGUUGCUCACCAGAGAUUGUCCACAUCAGAGCAAAAUGUGGAUUUGCACCCCAUUAAUUUAGAGGUAUCCACAUUAUGUCCUCCCCAUUCCUGCAUUGCCCUGCGCCUCGCUCCCUUUAAAUGUGGGGUUUUUCAAUCUUUGGAAAGUCCAAAAAGGCCAGGAUCGAAAAACCCCACAUUUACAGGCGGAAAGGUUAGGGACAGCUCUUUGAUGGGGAGGAAGCCAUUUUCCAAUGUGGACAAGCCAUAAGCUCUUCAGGCACACCUGCAUGGGAAAGUCUAUGGUUGGUGUUUCAACAGGGAAGCAUUUCCCAGAUUACCUCAGAUAUAGCUGCAGAAGACCUUAUGCCAACGUGACUUAGUGGAACGUGUGGACAUUGUUGGGACUUACUUUGAGAAAGUAGGAAGAGCAUAACUUUUCCAGCAUAGCGGAUCAGUGUGCGUUUACAUGUGUGAAGAGCAUCAUGGGCUGACGAGAGUGCCUGCGGUGGUAACAGAGGUCAGAGAUGCCACAAAAAUGGCACACCCAUUAGAACUGUCUCCCUUCAAGAGCUCUGUCUGCUUUCAAGGUAGAGUGAGGUAGUAGCAGCCAUAUUAGAAAGCAUUGGGUACUCCUAGAGGGAUUGUUCAGGAGCACUGGCGGAGGAAGAGGAAUGUGGGGGGAGUGCACCAACCCCGGCAGUGCAAUUCCGGUGGGGUGCCAUCGCGGCUGCCCCCCUGGCCUGCCUUAGUACCUUUUCGGGGUACGAAUAAAUAAUAACAUUAAUAAUUUCAAGCAAACAAUGGUCGGUCACUCACUCCUGCAGAUGCUUUAAAUACUGGGUGUUUGGACUCACACCCUCUGACAUGCCUGGGGGAAAACUGGGGUGCAAGUCUUUUGGGGCUGUGCUCCCAGGCGAGUCCCGUGUCUUGCAUGAGAGCAUGGCAUCCACAUGUCUUUCAUGUGGCUGUGUUCUGAAAGCACAUGUCUUUCAGGGCUGUGUUCUUGCACAAGCCAAAAUGGGAUAUCCUAGGAGCCAAUUAGGAGCCAAUUAGAAGCCGGGAUGGCUUCUGUAAUUUCCCGAGAUGUCUCGGGAGAGUUGAGGAGUGUGCAUCACUGUCUUUCAACUUUCUAGAUUCAGAAACGUUCUAGAACCACUUCCGUAUGAAUAUGUCUACUGAGAAAGAGCUGCAUGGAAACAUGUGCCACAGAGAAUUCUGGGAGGUGUUCUAUGUCUAAGGAUGUUUCCAGAUUGUCACUGUUUUUUGAAUGGGAUUCAAUCACGUACUGGUAAACUCAGGUUGUGCAGUUGAUUUGGAGGUUUUGCGCAACAAACCUCCUUGUGUUGGUGCAAUGUCAUCUAAACUUAUCACAAACAAAUCAGAAUGAAUGCUCAUCAAGUAGCCACUGCUGUCAAAUCUCUCUGCAAACAAAUCACGAUGAAUACUCAGUAAACAGAUCAUCUGGAAGUGCCCUCAGUUCAAGCAGAGUGCUUGUCAGGGUUACUGGGUCCCACCAUUGUUUCACACAAAUUGAGACUGCACCCUAGAAUAGGGGGUUCCCAAAGUGUAGCUCACAGUCCACCAUAAUUCUACAGCAUCUAGCACAGCACCUUAUAAUUACUAAACAACAGACAGAAAAAUCAUUAAAUGGUUCACCAGCACCCUCAACCAUUUUCUCAAGGCCCAGAGCAUUGGGGAGAUUGUUGAACCACUGCGUUAGAAUAACUCCAUACUCCCAGUUAUCUAUGCUUUGCUGGGGAAAUGUAACAACGAAGGGAAAGCUGUAUUUCAGAUACUGAUCAGUUCAGUAUUUCAAUUUUCACAUCAGUUUGCAAACUUAAUAACAAUAAUUCAUCAGUACUUCAAUGCAAAUAGCUCUUAAUACAUUGUACACACAUUUUUAUUUGCAUUUUUGUCUAUUACAGUAUACCCAUUUGUGAAAAGCAUUUUGUGUAUUAUUUUCAUGAAUAUGUGCAUUUAUAUGACACUUUACCCUAGUGUGUACAUUUUUGUAUAUGAAACUUGUCUAGAGAACUGCACUGCAAAAUUCUGAGAGGUACGAUUUUUGAAAGAUGGCUGUGUUUUGAUUUAUGUAUUGGUUUGGAAGGUGCAAAUUAGGUAAAAUUGCCUUUAAAUGUGAGCCAAAUAGAAUUUCUCCCCCGUGCCUACACACACAGACAUUAUAUAUGUGUGUGUGUGAGUGUAUCUAAGCCCUCAUAUAUUACCCAACCCUCUCUGAAGUGCUCAGAACAGGUUACAUUCUACCCUUGAGCUCAUUUUGUUCUCAUAGCAACAAGGUUAGGUUUGGGGGCUGACUCAAGGUUGGGUCUAUUAUUAGGCAAAGUGAGGUGGCUACCUCAGGCAGCUGGUUUUAGAUGCAUUGAAAAGGCAGGAAAAUGUUAGCUAUUUCAUUUAUUAUUAUACUGCCAGUAAGGGGGAGAGGCACCUGUGAAAUUUUCUGCCUGGUCUAGUCGCCAGCGUGGAGUACCAUCACCUCUCUUUUUUUUUUUGCAGCCAUUUUGUGCUGGCACCCACAGCACCUUUAUCAGCAUAUGAGAAGCAGCAGCUCCUUUUUAUUUAUUUACCAAGAUGUUUAUGUAGAUGGGGAGAGAAGCAGAGGCACCUUUUGUAACUCUGCGCCAGACAACAGAGGUCACAUCCACACCAUAUAUUUAAAGCACAUGGCUUCCCUGAAAGGCUCCUGGGAGCUGUAAUUUGUUAAGUGUGCUAGGAGCUGCAACACUGUGAGGGGUAAAUGACAGUUCCCAGGAUACUUUGUAGGAAGCCAUAUACUUUAAACGUUUUAUAUAUUGUGUGGAUAUGACCAUGUACUGUGUCUUCUUGGGGCAACCCAGGCAGCUGUGUAGGAUAGUGUUUGUGGUUCAUAACUCACAACUAGACCAUAACAGAGUCUAGAGUGGGUUAAGGUAAAGGUACAGGGACCCCUGACCAUUAGGUCCAGUCAUGACCGACUCUGAGGUUGCAGCGCUCAUCUUGCUUUAUUGGCUGAGGGAGCUGGCCAGCAUGACUAAGCCGCUUCUGGCGAACCAGAGCAGCGCACGGAAACGCCGUUUACCUUCCCGCCGGAUCGGUACCUAUUUAUCUACUUGCACUUUGACGUGCUUUCAAACUCCUAGGUUGGUAGGAGCAGGGACCGAGCAAUGGGAGCUCACCCCGUCGCGGGGAUUCGAACCGCCGACCUUCUGAUCAGCAAGUCCUAGGCUCUGUGGUUUAGACCACAGCGCCACCCGCAUCCCUUCUAGAGUGGGUUACCACUGUGUUAAACCAUUUUCUCUUUCUUUCUUUCUUUCAUUCUUUUUUUCUUUCUUUAUAAGGAAAUAGAUGGCAAGAGAAAAACAGAGUGAGAGAAGAUGGGGAGGUGGGUCACAAGGAUUAGGACAUUACAGUAAAGGUCAAACCUCGAUUUGGACAGGCAGAAGACGAGUUAGAGCACAUGCCUUGUGUCCUAGGUCCAAUGCACAACAUCUCUCUCUCUCUUUUUUAAAGGAACAGGUUAACAGGUGAUGAGGAAGACCUCUACCUGAGGCUCAGGCAAGCUUGUGACUGUAGCUAAUAUUGCGAUAAAUGGACAAACCUGGUAAAAGGUAGCUUCCUAUCUACCUAUGGCAAUGACGCUUUGUGUGGUUGUGCAGCUUAAGUCACAUAGUAGUUGCAGUCCUAGCACAAGAGUGUGGGACUUGCAGUCUUCCAGAUGUUGUUGAACUUCAACUCAUCAGACCCGGCCAACAACAUCUGGAGAGCUACAUGUUCCCCACCCCUGGCACUGCUCAUCCUUUGUUCCUGCCCAGGGAGGCCCUGCCCCUCAGAGCCAGUGUGUCACACGGGGCUGGGCCUCAGCGGCUGCAGCCUAUCCUCCUCUUUGCCCGGUCCCCAGCAGCCGCUAUGAGCUGCCCAAUGGAGGAGGCUAGCUGUGGCAGCCAUGGAUAGGCCAUGGAUAGGCAACUCCCCUCGCAGCUGCUGAAGCCACAGCCACCAUUGCUCGGGAUAAGCACCAGUUCAUCCCCCUCCCCUAGUUCGGCAACGGCAGAACUGGCGGAGGAAAUAAGGACAUUCUGGGAUCAAUUCAGAAGCCAGGAUGGCUUUCAUUAUUCUGGGACUGUCCCUGGAAAAUCGGGACAAUUGGAGGGUAUGAGACUGAGCAGGCACACAGCUGUCCCUUAGUCUUCACCAUGGCAAGAUGUACAGUGGUACCUCAGGUUACAUACGCUUCAGGUUACAUAUGCUUCAGGUUACAUACUCUGCUAACCCAGAAAUAGUGCUUCAGGUUGAGAACAGAAAUCGGCUCCGGCGGUGCGGCAGCAGCAGGAGGCCCCAUUAGCUAAGGUGGUGCUUCAGGUUAAGAAUAGUUUCAGGUUAAGUACGGACCUCCGGAACGAAUUAAGUACUUAACCCGAGGUACCACUGUACUGUAUUUCCAGUCAAACUACAGUUAUUCUUUCUAAAUUUGCACCUAUGGAUAUAAAUUAGCACAAUGUAAAUUGCAUGCAGCUGUGUGCUUUUUUUUAUUUAAGUAAUGGGUUUCCUCCUUUUUAGCAAUGUGUAAGUGCCCAUUCUGCUGAGAUGCAGGUGGCACUGUGGUCUAAACCACUGAGCCUAGGGCUUGCCAAUCAGAAGGUCGGCAGUUCGAAUCCCCACGACGGGGUGAGCUCCCGUUGUUCGGUCCCUGCUCUUGCCCACCUAGCAGUUCGACAGCACAUUAAAGUGCAAGUAGAUAAAUAGAUACCACUCUGGCGGGAAGGUAAACAGUGUUUCCGUGCGCUGCUCUGGUUUGCCAGAAACGGCUUAGUCAUGCUGGCCACAUGACCCGGAAGCUGUCUGUGGACAAACGCCUGCUCCUUCGGCCUAUAGAGCAAGAUGAGCACGCAACCCCAGUCAUCCACGACUGGACCUAAUGGUCAGGGGUACCUUUACCUUUAAGUGCCCAUUCUCCUGAGCUCACAGGCCACGGCUCUUGCUGUUAGUGCCUAAGGCUUCGAGGCUUCAGGAUAACUAUUUGCCUUGUGUAAUCUGUUACUAGAAAUUGAGAUUUUUUUCUGGGGUGGGGAAAAAAAAACAAGAUUUGGAAUUCUAAGGAAUUAAUCCCUGGCCAGCCUCAGGGGAAAGAACCAGCCCAAGCCACAAAAACCUGAGGCUCCUGCAGAUGACCUGUUUUUUGAACAUUCAUCCUGAUUUCUCUGCAUAAAGCUUGCCUGGGGGUUAAGCUACAUGCAGCCUUUACUGAGCAUUUGUUCUGAUUUGUUUAUGGGGUGGUUAUAAAACAAAGAACAAUUCACAUUCAUCCUAUUUGCCUGCGGGGUGUUUAUACAUAUUCCUGUCAAUUGCUCAUUCAUUUCAAGCUUUUCCUUGCAUUUCUCUGUCACUUUCCUAGAAGUGUGUUUCUUUUUUCCCCCCUGUGGGUUUGUUGUACUAGUGCAACAGAGUAUUUUAAUCCACUUCAGUUGUGCAAACUUACAUUUUUUUCAGCACACGCUUGAAUCUUGCAGGCAAAAUGGCUGGCAGUCUGGAGGCACCUCCUGGUAAUAAUAGAUCUGCUUUCCCCCCACAUUCAAGGGUGUCGAUUCCUGGCCACCAUGGCGGAAAACAAUUAUAGCUGGUGGAAGCUGACUUUUCUCCGGAAAAAAAAAUCCACCCCCAAAGUAUUGUAUGAAAGCCCAGAUAUCUACGAUGUCACCAACAAUGAGAACCAACAGGAGGGUACGCUUGCCGAUGGGGGAAACAGCGGGAGCAGCGAGCGCGAGUUCAACGCCCGGCUAGAGAAGAUUGUGGACAAGAGCACCAAAGGGAAACACGUCAAAGUCUCUCAUUCAGGGCGCUUCAAGGAAAAGAAGAAAGUAAGGGCCACGUUGUCAGAAAACCCCAAUUUUUUUGCUGACAGCGAACGGGACGAGAAAUAAGGAGGUGGAUGAAAGAGAGAUGCUCUCUUCACACGCCCUCAUUUGAGGGUGUUUCUCUGGUCUGAGAGAAGCGUACGACACCUGCAUUUCAACCCAUUUGCAAAUGAAGUUUAACGAGGGACCAGCUGGGCUUUCGAGAUUGGGUCCUGAUUUUCACUUGAAAAGAAAAGUUUCAAAAGAAGAUGAACUUUAUUAAUGUUACUAGUCUUUUUUUUUAAUUUAAGGAAUAAAGCUAAUAGUAUUUAAAAUGCAAGACAGGAGAAGCCAGAGGCACAGCAGAGAAUGUGUGGUGCAAGGAACAUAUUCAGAAUUGCUUAAACCAGUUACCCCUGGAUACCAUUAGGAACCCUAUCAUCCCAGUGGUGCUAUCAGGGCAGGACUAGGGCUAAGGUUCAGGGCUCCAGUCGGCAAAAUUACACACACACACACACACACACACACACACACACACACUCAGUAGGGCUAGCUUACCAUAUUUUGAAGUUAAGAGAAUACAUAUUUACUACCUAUGGAGGAGAAGUACCAUUAAACCAUAGAGUCUAGUUUCAAAAAUUACCAUAGUGUACCACCAUGUGACCCUCAUAAUUGGGGUGCAAGUCAAGCCAACAUGUUUGCCACCCAAGAUUAGCAUCAGCACAUGGCAUCCUCAAGCAACAGCUGGGACUUCAGCACUCCAGCUGUGCCAACCAGCGCUGAUGGCCACCUCAGCCACUGUUUCCUUGGAGGUAGGUUUAUCCGGUUGCAGUGGCUCAGUCUGAGAAGCUGCCCACCACUGAAAAUCUCCCACAAUGCCCCAGAACACUCAGUGUAGCAGAACGUGGGAGGGGGGAAUCACCAAUUUUCUUGGCCAGUAGACACAUUUGGAAUUUUGAGGAAGUGUCAUGGAGACAAGUCACAAAACUGGUGCUAUGAGCUAUGAGAGCAUGGCAUGCCCUCCAACAUUUCUCCAAUGAAAAUACGGACGUCCCAUUCCAUAAUGAUAAUUUUGCUAUUUAUACCCCACACAUCUUACUGGGUUGACCUAGCCACUAUGGGCAGCUUCCAACAUACAGUGGUACCUCGGUUUACGAACUUAAUCCGUUCCUGAAGUCUGUUCUUAAACCAAAUCUGUUCUUAAACUGCUUUCCCUAAUGAUGCCUCUUGCAGCUGGUGCCCUUCCACUGUUUGGCUUCUGUUCGUAGACCUAGGUAAAGUUCGCAAACCGGAAUGCUACUUCCGGUUUUGCGGAGUUCGUACACCAAAUAGUUUGUAAACAGGACUGUUCUUAAACUGAGGUACCACUGUAUAUAAAAAACAUACCGUAUUUUUUGCACCAUAACACUCACUUUUUUCCUCCUAGAAAGUAAGGGGAAAUGCCUGUGCGUGUUAUGGAGGAAAUGCCUACGGGUGGCAUGCCUACGGAUUUUCCUCGUCUAAAAACUACGUGCGUAUUAUGGUCGGGUGCAUGUUAUAGAGCGAAAAAUACGGUAAUAAAACAUUAAAUAAACUUCCCUUUACAGGAUUGCCUUUGAACGGCUCAGGGGUCAGAUAACUCCACUGCUUUUUUUCUGGGGGUAUGCAGGGGUACACAUACCCCUAAACAUUUUGUAAAUCUAAGUUUUGCCUCAUUUAGGGGCAGUAUUUCAAUAUGAGUAGGAAAAUGAGAGUACCCCUAAACAUUUUAUUUUUUUUAGAAAAAAAGCACUAGAUAACUCCAUACCCUCCAGCAUUUCUCCAAUGAAAAUAGGGACAUUCUAAGGAAAAGUGGGACAUUCCAGAAUAAAAUCAGAAACCAGGGCGGCUUCUCGAAAUCAGGGACGUCCCUGAAAACUAGGGACACUUGGAGGGCCUGGCAUGGCAUAACACAAAAUGGCUGCUGUGGGGGCAUGGCAUAACAAAAUGGCUACCACAUCUAAACGAAAGAGAUAGGAACACAAAAUAGUGUCGGUGUGUCACCACAUCAACUCCCCCUCCCAAAUCAAAGAGGGAAAGGGAAUGUGCAAUUAAUGCAGGAGAGAACAAGCAAGUGCAAGCAGGAACAGAGUUGCAAGGGCAGUCUUUUUUGCAUUGUGGAUAUGGGGGGUGGGAUCAAAAAUUACUAAGACCUUUCACCGGCACCAUGGAAGGUACUGGUGGCCACACCAGAACCUCCAAGCAUUGUGGGAAAUUUAAAUGGUAGGUGGGUUCCCAGGUUAACCUACUGGUACAAUGUAAUUUCAUUACUGAGGGGUGAGGAGGUACCUUGCUCAGGGGCUGCUCAGCAAUGAAACCAGCCUUGUGGUCAUCUCUUGAGUGCGGUGUGCCCUGCUAAAGCUGGAGAUUCUAAUCUGUCCUUGUAUGGUGCCAGCCUCCACAAUUGUGACCCACCAAGCUCAACAGACCCACAGGCAUGCAUUCUGGCGUGUCGGGCAUGUGAUUAACAUCCCACUACGCCUAUUUUGCAGCCAGGGGAAUGCUGCAAAAACAGGUUUAUCGAGGACCACCAGAUAAGGCUGGAGGGCUGUGUAUUCAGUGAUGGGCCACAAUUUGUGCAGGUUUGAUCCAAUGGAUAUUCUGGAGUCAGCAAUCAAUGAUGAUGAUGAUAAUAAUAAUAAUAAUAAUAAUAAUAAUAAUAAUAAUAAUAGAAACUGUGGACAUGCCCUUGCUCAGAAGCCUUAACAUUCCUCCAAGGGAUGAAAUAUCCAGCUACAAUGCGUCACAUAAGCCCUACAUGAAACCUUUCCCUUUUCCAUCUCCUCGGACUGCAAAAUGGGCAUUUCUCUCACCAUCAUCUGUGACUUUAUGUUUUUCCUCCCUCCACUGUGCAGCAUUAGGGAUGUUUAUAAAGAAAAGCGUGCUUUAGCAUGGAGUUGCAACCCUAGUAACAUGCAUUUUGUUUUAUAACUGAUCUAUGCGGGGAUCAAAAGGUCAUUUCUCUCCAGCUCAAACUGAACAGUAAACCUCAUGGCAGGGGUGGGGAUCCCUCAGGCUUGGGUGCAAAAUGUCGCCCUCCGGGCCUCUUUAUCUCACAUUUUGAACUCUCCCCAAGUCACACCCCUCUCUGCCCUGGUGACACCCAGCACACCAGCCCUGCUCCACACCCUCUCUGAGUGCCUUUGCCUGACUGGAACGUAUCUCCGAACUCUAAUAACACCUCUUGCUUGUCUUGAAGAAGGAAGAGGAAAUGUUUGUGUAUAUGUGAGUGGAAACCUCUGAUCUUUGUGUUGCUGGAAUGCAACCACCCACUUUUGCCUAUGGCCCCACCCAUCACUGAUGUGUGGCCACCCACAAGGUUCUCCUAGCAGCGGUUCUCAACCUGUGGGUCCCCAGAUGUUGUUGGACUACAACUCCCCUCAUCCCUGAGCUCUGGCCUUGCUAGCUAGGGGUGAUGGGAGUUGUAGUUCAACAACAUCUGGGGACCCACAGGUUGAGAAAGGCUGUAAGAGGGGAUGUGUCCCUCAGGGUGAAGUAAGUUCCUUAUCCCUGCCCUAGAGACCUUCCUUCUAACAGUGUGGAAUGUCUCACUAGCUUGAGUCGUCAGAAGCCGUUUUUCUUAUUUUCUUAUUUGUCCACCUGCUUUAUAUACCAUAUUUUGGGGCGCAACUGCUUCUUCAAGGCAGGGUACAAAAUUUCAAAAAGUGCAUUAAUGAUAAAAAAAAUAUUAAUGUCCAAUUAAAAUGACACACUCCUUAAAAUUGAAUAGGAGGUGAAAACGUCAACGGCGAUCAAUAAAAAAAUGAAGUGAUUAAUAAAAAGUAGAUUGGAAUAAAAA